GUAGUUCAAGUGCUCUUUAUUUGCAUCCCAUAACCGCAACUGAGCUGUAAACUCAUGUGUAAACCAUUGCCUGGUAUUUGUCGCACAAGUGUGACGUUACAGAUCACGUUCGCUGCCUUUGCUGGCGAUAACGCCCGUCUUUCUAAAUGAAAAUAUUGUUUAUAUCAACCUGUUGUUCAUGCUUCUAAGACGGCCAUACCUCUUUACCGUAACGCGGGAAUAGACACGAUAUUCGCAGGAUGCAGCCCCUCAAGGAUGCCCAGCUGGGGGCUUUUACCUUCUUUGCCUCGGCGCUCCCCCAUGAUGUGUGCGGCAGCAACGGCCUCCCCCUGACCCCCAACUCCAUCAAAAUCCUGGGACGUUUCCAGAUCCUGAAGACCGUCACCCAUCCCAGACUCUGCCAGUAUGUGGACAUCUCCAGAGGAAAGCAUGAACGUCUCAUCGUUGUUGCUGAACACUACGAGAGCAGUUUGAGUGAUCUCCAAAAACACGGUUACAAAGUCAGCCCAGAGAGGGUUCUGCAGAUCGCCUACGAGGUCCUGGAAGGCCUGGCCUUUAUGAACAAACAUGGUAUGGUGCACAGGGCCCUCAGUGUGCACAAUGUGCUACUGGAUUGCAAGGGCAACAUCAAGCUGGCAAAGUUUGGCCUCUAUCACAUGACCGAUUACGGCGCUGAUGUGGAUUUUCCAAUUGGGUACCCAUCGUACCUUGCUCCAGAGGUGAUUGCGCAGGGCUGCUUUCACGCCAGUGACCCUUCCCACGAUGAAGCCCCGCGGCCCUCGGGACCCAAAAGUGACGUGUGGUCACUUGGCGUUCUGCUGUUUGAACUGUGUGCUGGUCGACGUCUGCUGCACAACAUAGACAUAAGUGAGAGGCUGAAGUUCAUUCUAACUCUGGGCUGCAUGGAUGACAUUGUCACAGUCCUCGCUGAAGAGCACGGCUGCCUGGAAAACAUUAAGGAGCUGCCCGAGAAGGUUCUAGAGUUGCUGCGGAAAUGCUUGACCUUCCUUCCUUCCAAUCGACCGAGUCCAGCCGAGCUGUUGGGGGACGCCGUGUUCGAUGGCGUGUCGUGCCUCUACACGCCCUUCCAGAAGCCCGUGAGCCUGUUCUCGUCCUCGCUACGCUGCGCACAUCUGGAGCUCCCCGAGGACAUCGGUGACUUUUGCAAAGACGAAGACGACGACUACCUCUCAGAGCGGGCCAUCAAUGAGGUGUACCACCUGUGGUGCCUUGCAGGGGGUGACCUUGAGAAGGAGCUGACCAACAAGGAGAUCAUCCAGUCCAAACCUCCCAUCUGCACGCUCCCCAAUUUUGUCCUGGAGGACGGAGAGUCGUUCGGCCAGGGCAGGGAUCGCAGUUUCUUGCUGGAUGACACCACGGUGACGCUUUCUCUGUGCCAGCUCAGGAAUAGGCUGAAGGACGUCGCAGGAGAAGCUUAUUUCCCUCUGCUGGAGGAUGAACGUUCAAAUCUGACGCACUCCAACAGCGCCAACGAGCUUUCUUCCACUGUCACGCUACCGCUCAUCAUCCGCGAGAGAGACACUGAGUACCAACUCAUUCGUGUCAUCCUCUUUGACAGGCUGCUCAAGGCUUAUCCUUACAAGAAGAACCUGGUGUACAAAGAGGCCAGGGUAGACAUCCCCCCUCUUGUGCGUGGACUAGCCUGGGCAGCACUGCUGGGCAUUGAGGGGGACAUUCAGGCCAAAUACGCAAGCAUCGACAAGGACACGCCCAUUCCAACUGACAGACAGAUCGAAGUGGACAUCCCACGCUGCCACCAGUACGACGAGCUGCUGUCCUCCCCGCAGGGUCACGUCAAGUUCAGGCGCGUCUUGAAAGCCUGGGUGGUCUCCCAUCCCGACCUGGUCUACUGGCAGGGUUUGGAUUCUCUUUGCGCCCCAUUUCUUUACUUGAAUUUUAACAAUGAGGCAUUAGCAUAUGCUUGUAUGUCCGCCUUCAUCCCAAAAUACCUCUACAACUUUUUCCUGAAGGACAACUCACACGUCAUCCAAGAGUACCUGACCGUCUUUUCACAAAUGAUUGCCUUUCAUGACCCCGAGCUCAGCAACCACCUGAAUGAAAUCGGCUUCAUCCCUGACCUGUAUGCCAUUCCUUGGUUCCUGACAAUGUUCACACAUGUGUUCCCGCUGCACAAGAUAUUCCACCUGUGGGACACGCUGCUACUGGGGAACUCGUCGUUCCCUUUCUGUAUCGGCAUAGCCAUAUUGCAGCAGCUCAGGGACCGCCUUCUUGCCAAUGGCUUCAACGAGUGCAUCCUGCUGUUCUCUGACCUGCCAGAAAUUGACAUCGAACGCUGUGUCCGUGAAUCUAUCAACCUCUUCUUCUGGACACCAAAAAGUGCCACAUACAGACAACAUGCGCAGCCACCGAAAGUCUCUGGUGACAAUGGCUUUGAAAAAAAUGCAACAUACUACUCAUCUAACGACCGGGAUUUUCCCAAGACGGACCUAUCUCGGGAGCCUCUUGUGCUGUUCGACCUGAAAGCUGAAGUGUCCCCUCGCAUCUCGGCAGAGGACUUCAUCGACCUGUGCGAGAUGUCAUACGCCGCAAAUAACCGCACCAAAGCCAGCAGGCCACAAAUUAUUGCUGUUGACAUUCGCAGUGCAGAGGACUUCAACAGAGGCCACAUGUCUGGAAGCAUUAACAUUCCCUUCAGCACAACAUUCGGCUUCGAUGACGAGGUGCUACAGUGUCCAGCAACCGGAACCCUCCACAACUACAGAGGACGGGUCGUUGUCGUCAUUGGGCACGUCAUAAAAAGUGCUUCUGUGUUUGCUGCACACCUUGUCAAGGUGAACUUCCCACGGGUUUGCAUCCUGGAUGGAGGGAUCAAUAAGCUGAAGCCCACAGGACUCCUGACUGUCCCUUCCCCUCAGAUCUGACCCAAGAGUCAGCUGGGAAAGACUAUGUACAUAUUUGAAGUUGUUUGUUUUGAUAGCGAUAUGAUUAAAGCGUGGAUCCACCCCAAUAACAUUGUUACGUAUGUAGCUUGGCAGUGAAAAUGAAAAUGUCGAAUGUCGAAUGAGUGUAUUUCCAAAAUAUUUGGGGGAAUAUACACCUUGGAAGUCACAUAAAACCCCAGAGUUUGAACAAUUAUUAUGAAUCACCCCUGCACAUCUAGAAACUUGAGCUUAGUGGGUCUCUGAAAAAAUGUACUCCGAAAGCAUUUAGCUUCUGGCUGUAUUGUCACAGGAAAAUUAUGAUGACCACAGAAGAAAAAAUGAUUGUGACUCGUGAGAAUUGUGAAAAACCUUGCAUUAAAAUCAUUAAAAUAUUUUUCCAACA
Molecule: messenger RNA, 3306 nt
Organism: Phyllopteryx taeniolatus (common seadragon)
Lineage: Eukaryota; Metazoa; Chordata; Actinopteri; Syngnathiformes; Syngnathidae
Gene: tbck
Product: TBC1 domain containing kinase
Exons: 26
Coding region: 240-2903 (887 amino acids)
Biological process (GO): activation of GTPase activity; protein phosphorylation
Molecular function (GO): GTPase activator activity; ATP binding; protein kinase activity
Source: RefSeq, a predicted model, not a curated record